This is a messenger RNA of Bradysia coprophila, 1638 nucleotides long. RefSeq lists its product as uncharacterized. Lineage: Eukaryota; Metazoa; Arthropoda; Insecta; Diptera; Sciaridae. The record is from RefSeq and is a predicted model, not a curated record. Gene Ontology annotation, molecular function: oxidoreductase activity, acting on the aldehyde or oxo group of donors, NAD or NADP as acceptor.
CGAAAGAGAUAGAGUUCGGUAGAAAUUACAUUCUCAGUUCAACAUUUGUGUGAAAUGAAAUGCGAGGAAUAUGAUUCCGAAACUGACACACACACACAAACAGACGCAAACGAACGAACGUCCAACAAGCGAUAACACCGGUUUUUCAAUCUAUCUUUUAUAAUACAGUUUUUAGUUGCCAUUUGGGUUUCAGUUAAUUUUUGGUAAAAUUUCUAAAGUGUACCGUUUGUAAGUAAUGUGUGCUGCAGUUUUGCCACGGCUAUUUAAACUGAAUAAUCAAAUACAGUGGGACCAAGCCAUCAACAACAUUGAACACGAAAUGUUUACCGAUGGAAAAACGUUGCACGAGGCUACUCCUGCUAAAGGUACAGCUGUUACACUCAAUUCGGCCAAUCCGACCAAAGAACUAGCCUCAACGAUUGUUACGCUCAGUGAACAAAUACAGAGAAAUGAACAAAUGUUCAAUGGCGAAGAUGUACAGAACACAUCGAAACAGAUAAAUCUUGCUGUUGAUUUUAUAAAGGCUAGUACCAAGAACGAUUCGUUCAUUGACGUAAAUCCGGUCAAACGGGAGAUUGUAGUUAUCUCUGCUACAAGUAAUAAGUCACUGUUUGAGACACUUGUAUCCAUUCAUUAUGCUACAGUUGCAUCCAACAAGAUUACCAUUAUUUUCGACGAAAAGAGAGCAUAUUUGAAAGACGUUCUACUGUCGGUGUUCAAUGUUGAAUCUCAAGCUGAUGUCGACUGUUCCGUCGCAGAAUCAUCGUCAUUUUGCACACAAAUUAUUUUUGAUUCGGCCGAUUUUCAGUCGGCUUUCAAUACAUUAGCGACCGCUUUCAAUGAUACAACUUCGCCAUGGAAAAUUCGCAGCUGCUGGAUACAGGACACACUCAGACAGAAGUUCUACAAUUGCUUUCCGUCACUAUUGACCAAUGCACGAGAACUGAACGAUGCCCAAAAGUUGGAAGUACAGAACGUAUUGACGCAAUCAAAACAAUUCGAUGCGACCGUAUUUCAAUCCGACGAUAAGAAUGCAACCUUUUUGGUGGAUCUGACCAAGAAACACAUUGAUUCGGAUCUAUGUGUUACGGUGAAUUUCUUUCGAACACCCAAGGAAGUUGUGUCAUUGAUGCAAUCCACCGACAACACCAAUACCGUCUCACUUUGGUCGGAAAGUAUAUCUCUGGUAUUCGAUGUGGCCGAUAAAUUGAAUGCGGAAAAUAUUUGGAUUAAUUCGAAUGGACUGUUAGAUCCGAAAGUGCCAUUUACAUUUGGCAGAGGAGAAGACAGGAAAAUUUACGGGUCGAAUUUGGGGAUCGCUCAGAUGUUGAUCGCUCAGGCGAAGAAAGCUCCCGGCUGUAAGCAGCCAACAUAUUCGUCAGCAUUAACGAUUCCAGGCAAGUACAAUUUUCAGACGACGUCCCGAGCGAAACAGUCACCUUUAAUUUCUGAUGAUUCAACCAAACGAACAACAAAUGCAGAAUUGAACAGCUUGAUUGACGUCAGCCAAACAAAUACUUUCAAAACAAUCUGUUUCCCAUUUGGACAAAUAUUUGGUAACUAAAGUUUUUUUUUCUCGGUUUAUUUUCAACUUUUUUGUAAUAUGAUCGAGUUAUUAAAAAUAAAUUUAAUCGCAAG